CGGCGUCCCAGGAGCCGGGCUGGCGCCUCAGCGGCCGGGAGGGAGGGAGGCCCCCAGGAUGGCGAUGCUGGCGGAGCCCCGUAGAAGGCAGAAGUGGUCUGUGGAUCCACGAAACAGUGCUUGGAGUAAAGAUGAAUCUAAAUUUGGCCAGAAGAUGCUGGAAAAGAUGGGCUGGUCCAAAGGAAAGGGUCUUGGGGCUCAGGAACAAGGGAAUACAGAACAUAUCAAGGUUCACGUGAAAAACAACAUGCUGGGGUUAGGAGCAACCAUCAAUCACGAGGACAGCUGGAUUGCUCGUCAGGAUGACUUCAACCAGAACUGAAUGAUUGCCAUGGACAGGGUGAAACAGUGUUUUCCAGUUCUGCACAGACAUUUAGUGGCCUUGGCGGGGAUUUUUGGGAAAGCUGUCUAGUUGAUGGAAGGUCACUCCAAGUGUUACCGAGGUAUUAAAUGGUGCCAAAGAAGACAUCUUGUGUUCAGUCCCAGGAGAAGCUAAGCAGUACUUCUGCUUGGUGAUUUGAUCAAAAGCAGAUGUCCCAUUCCAACAGCUAACGUUGCCAACUUCACAGCUGACAUCAUCUUUGCAGGGAAUACAACUGAAGGUGCAUACCCAGAUGCCUCCCAAAGCAUUGUCAUAUGCUCGUCAUGUCUCGGUACCACAGGCAAGUUGCCGGGCGCAGGGACCAGCUGAGUGUUUCCUCCUGCCUAAUUCCAGAGCUCUGGGCGUGGUAGGACAGGUCAAUCCCUGCCUGCAUAGCCAGUAGCUGCAGUGCUGGCUAACCUCCUCAGUGCCAUGAGUACGGCAAUGCAAAUGAUCUCCUGCCAAGGCAGGUGCCCACACAUUCCCAUGAAAGACACUAGGAAUGACAGCAUCUUGGCCUCAAGCCAUUCCUUUUGUAUGAAUGUCCCUGAUGCGUCCAGUCCCUAGCAACAGGAAGAAGAGCUCUUUGGUAGCUGCAUUCUAAGGGCCUGUAAUACUUUUCAGCACGCAUAGCUUUUUUUCCCUUCUUGCGUUAAUGGCUCGGUUGUUAGCUGCCCUUCUUAGGCAGCUAAGAGCACUUUCUCCAAGGGAGUGUGGUUCUCCUGGCACCCUUGCCAAACUUUAGAGCCUAUGGCAACGGUGUAAUCCUUUCCGCCUUGCACAUUUUGUUGCCAUAAUCCCACCUUGCACAUUUUGUUGCCGUAAUCCCAUGGGCAUGUAGGCUGGGGGGUGCCCCCUCGAUGGUCAAGCAAGCAUUUCCUUUUUGAAAGCACUUAAUGCUGCCUGGUGUUGAGGUUCCCAAUUCCGUAGGGAGCUUUUCCUCAGCAAAUCAUGCAGAGGUGCUACUUGAAUACGGAAUCCAGGAAAGUGUCACCUCCAAAACCCGCCAAGUUCCUCAGACAGGUCUCAAGGGUUUUGAUCUGAAAGUGUGGGAAUGUUUUCUAUCACCUCUCAUAUAGAUUCUGGCAGUGUUUUCCGUCCCCCUAUCCAUCGGGUGCCCAAGAAGGUGACCCCUGGGCUGGAUCCUUGACAGGAUUCACACACGGCUCCCAGUUGAUGUGCUGCAGGGGUCCCAGGGAAACUGCCAGGGGAGUUUCUUCCAGCAGGAACCGUGUGGGUUGUGGUUUCCACCUCCAAAUCCUUCUGUGCAGAACCUCGGGCCCUGAGCACAUGCCUUGGAGACACCUCUGCUGUGUCCUGUGCACAGCUGGUGCAUGGGCAGGGGGGCAGAGUGUCCUGCUUGGAUGUGGUGGAUCUCGCGGCUGAUACUGUGAGGCCACAGAGGGAACUCUCGUGGUCAGGCAGGUUCUAGGGAGGCUCUUCAUAAGGGGGGGGUUCUUCCAGAAUUCCUCUGCUCCACCCUCCUCUCGAAACACUUCCUCCGCUGCCUUGAAAUGGGGCCUUGCUGAUAUGCCACAGGCAAGGGCUUUUCUUGUCUCCCUGGACAACUGUGCAGGAGAACUGAUUGUCUGUCCUUGGGGAGCUGUCUCUCUGGCAGCUCCUGUUUUCCCAGGCCCCCAGCUCUGGAGGAUUUUUGGGCACCUUUUCCUGCGGUUUGCCAAAGAGCAUGACACGCAGCGCUUUCCGAUGGCUCUGCCAGGUGUCCUGCCGUCCUCGGUGCACUUGAUGGAAAAAGCCUGGGGCCUCUUUCGAAAGGUCUUUUGUGGAGUAGAGGGUGAAAGUAGUGUGGAAGUGGGGAAGACGGAGGCAUCAGAUGAGGCAAGGAGCUGUGCAGGGAGCAGCUGGAGGCUGUUUGGGGCAGGGAGAGCUGUUUGAUAGCUGGGAAGGCAAUCCUGCACGGUGUUGUUCCAGUGCCUCCUUCUGCAACCUUAGCUGUUACUGCUGCCCUGGCAGUUUGCCCUCCCUCUCGCUGGCCUCCUGCUCCCUUGCCCAGCCUUCCAGGCGGUCGUGGCAGGACAGGUCUGGUUCUGAGAAGCACCUGUCCAUGCUGCUGAUGCCACUGGUGAAAUUGCUCAGGGAAGGGGCAGAGACGCAGGUAGGAUAGGGCCUGCGGAGACUGCUGCUCCUGCCCUUGGGCUGCUCCAGCUCCAACACGGGGGUGCUGCCUUCAGCUUGCGGCUCCGCGCUGUUGCAGGCAGAACCGUCAUGCUGAGGAGCCCCUGGGUGUCCUGUGGGGAGAAAGAGCCUGCUAGGUCUUUGUUAGGGGCCACCUGAAGAUACAAGGGGGCUUUCGCUGUGGAACCACGCACCCUAGGAAAACAAGGACCCCCGAGGACAAUGUCCUGUGAGAGUGCACUUCUAGGCCAGCGUUAGCAACUAGGAGAGGAGCAGAAGUGCACAGAGGUUUCCCAUCUGGGAGGAAUGCUGUUCUGGGAGUGCUGUCCUUUGGAAAGUGUUCCAGGGGGCAACCACUGCACUACCAUGUUCAAGUGUCUGCAGCUCUCUGCAUUGCCACAGCCUUCUGUCUUCUGCUAUGCAAGGCAAGACUGCAAACCAGCAGCCCUAGCCUGGCACAACCAUCAGUGCCUCCUCCUACCUGUGGAGCUGUUGGUGUGCUCCGGUGACUCCUGGGCCGAGGGACUGAAGGGCAAGGUGAUGUCCUCCCCAAAUAUUGCUCGGCAGUUGUCUAUUAGGAACGCCACCAGGGCUGUCACCUGCACACAGAAAACCCGUGAUGUCAGAGAUUUGCCUGUCCUGUUGCACAUAGUCCUGAUGUGGGGCGCCCCAAUGUUCAGAGGUGCUGCUUCGUUGAGCUUUGGCAAGGGCACGGGGCUGUGCGGGGCUGGCCCCGAGCUGCGCCAAAGGUGGGAGCCAGGGGCUGAACUCCACAGACCUUGUCGUUCCUCUCCUUCAGCUCUGCCAGCGUGAGCACGUUGUCCGUGCAGGGGCUCAGCAUAUUUGGCCCCACGCAGAUCGCAAGGUUGCUGGUGUCCAUCUUGCUGGUCUCCACGUUUUCGCUGAUGUGACGCAGCACAGCGAGCAAGCGCUGGAGCAGCAGGAGGUUUGCUGUGGGCAGGCUGUCGGCCACCCUAGGGAACACAAACCAAAGGGAAGGUUAAAGAUGCAGGGCACAGGCACCGCUCCACCGUCACGGGAGCAAGCUGGAGUGCCCUCCAAAAUGGUGGGACCGGUUCAAACUCUUACUCCUUCAGCUUGUCAAUUUUGUCCUGCUGGCUUGGCUUCUCCAGCGCUUGCAUCCACUCCUCGUAGAGGCUGUCCGCGAGGAGUUUGGAGGGGAUAUCCCGAAGAAAGUCCUGCAAGGCCAAGGUCCUUUAGAGGAUGCUCUCAACAGUGCCAGUGAGCAGAGAGGGAGCAUCGCGGUGCCUUGGGCUCACAAGCAGGCAGGUUGCUUUGAGCUGCCUGCUCCCAAAGGUGCUCCUGAGCACUGAGAGCGCGGGGGGCUGUGCGAGUGCGUGCCAAACGCACUGGUGUUAGUGCAGGAGCAGGACCCAGCUCCUAGCUGAGCCUUUGGUGCAGCCCUGAGUCUCCGUGGUCCUCCCUGAGGAGAGGAGGAUGCUGAGGAGGAGGUGGAGGAAGGGAGUUUCCCAUGGUCAUGCAGGGAAUCAGGGGCAGAACUAGGGCAGCUGACAAUCUGAGGGGGAAGAAAAGUGCCACAGUGUCCUGAGCCUGAAGCCCGGAGUCUGGCUUCAGUAGGCUUUUAGCUUGGAGUGCCACCGAGGGGAGUGGAGGCACUGCCAGGGGCCCAUGCACAUGAGGCACGUGCUCGGAGAGCUGUGUGCUCUGCUGGUGCAAGGAAUUCACCUUCAGCACCACUGCCAGGAGGUGCACGGGUCUGCUGUCCAGGUCAGCGCUCUUGCCCUGGUUUAGGACCUCCUUCAGCUCCUUGCGGGCCUUCUCGCUCGCCGCCUUCCUGAAGAUGCCCUCGGUGGCAGGCCCUUUCUCAUACAGUAUAGCCAGGAGCUCCUGCAGGAAGGAAGGGACAGGUUUGGACUUGGGGGCACACUCUGCUUUGCUUGCCUUAGUAGCUCCUUCUCGCUCCACGUCGAUCACACUGGCAAUAACCUGGUAUUUCCUAGGCACCCGUGCCAGUGGUGUGGGCUGGAGCAAAGCCGCAGAGCUGGCCCCCGUUCCCCCCUGGGCUGGGACCUGGCCUGCAGGCCUUGCGUGUCAGCAGCGCGUGUGGAGGGGGAAGCCCCAAAGCGCCUCUCUCUUGAGAGCCCCAGCACAAGUGCUGGGCAGGCUGUGUCGCGCGAGAGGCCCGAAGCAGCGUGCCUCUGUGGGCAGGCUUGCUUACCUGGACUGGCUGGGGCAGGCCCCCGUCUUGCCCGCAGAGAGCUGCCAGAGGCUGGCCAAAGAGAGCCGCCCUGGGGCCAGAGGCGAGCUGCCCUGGGACAGGGCAGGCCCUGCUGGCAGAGGUUCCUCGCCGAGCAAGUGGCCAGGAGAUCACCUGCCUUCUUGCCUUCGCUCCCUCUGCUGCAAGCAAAAGCAAAGCCCAACUCAGGGUAGAAAACCUGGCGCAGAGGCUGCCUUUUGCGUGUGUGCGGUGCCCUGUGCUGCAGGGUCUCCCGCAGCUUGUCCGGAGGCGCCGAGGUUUUGCACGGGGGGAGGGAACAAGCAGCCUGUCCGAAGGCAGCUGCUGCCGUUCUUUCUCCGACUCACCAGCCGAGUGGCCAAGUGCCUCUUCGCCGUCGGAAGGGUCCAAGCGGGGGCCUUUCUUGGCGUCAGCCUGUGAGAAAGGGCUGAUGGUUACAGAGCCGCCCCUCCUCAGUGGGGGCCUCGAGGGAGCUGCUCCAGCGAUGUUGCUGCAGCAAUGCAGGCAUGUGGGAGAGGCUGCCAGGAAAAGUGGGUGUGGUCCAAGGGCUGCGGAGGAGAGGCUGGAGGUGCAGGCCUGACGCUGUGCCUCUGUGCCACGGGGGCUGUGGCAAAGGCUGCUGCUGCAGCCAGCGCCCCCGAAGCGGCCCUGCAGCCCCCAGCCCCCUGCACAGUUGCAGGCUGCUCCCUUGAUCCCGAGCAGCCCCCGUGCGGCACAAGGGGUCUGCACGUGACCGCAGGGACAGUCUGCCGUGCCGUGCUCUCCCUGGCACCAGGCAUUUGCUGCCUUUGCAUGCCCCAGGGAGCUGCCGCGCGGUGCGGAGAUCGCCCGCGUGCGCAGGCAGCCCGGGCAGGGCACAGGGAGCCCCUGCUCACCUCUACCGAAAUCAGCGUCUCCACGGUCGCCGCUGUCAGUGACAUCUCCUAGGCAAGAGAGCAAAGAGGCGCCAUGAGAAACUUGUGCGAGGGUGGGUUUGGGGAAGGCGAGCCACUGUUGGGGCAGAGCGGCGAGUGUGAGGACACUUACGGGACCGUAGAAGCCAAUGACCUUGGUGAGGAGCCGCAGGGAGGGCAGUCGGGUGAGCCUGGCUCCUGGGGCUCCUGGGCUCUGCCUGUGCACAGGGAAGGGCACGGGAAGAGCUCUGUCACCCCCAGCCCUCGCUGCUCUCUCUGCUGCCAGCCAGCCCCACGCUGCCUGGCAGCCCGACCCCCGAGAGCCUCCCGCAGCGCUGGCUGCCAGCACCGCUCUGCAGCUCCCGGCGUCGGUGCUGACUGCAACCGCGAGGCUGAGCAAGUCACGCGGCUCUGCGCAGGAGCUGCCCUGGGCAGUGGGGGCACCUUUCCCCACCGACAUUUGGGUCUUUCUGCGUGCAGCUCCACCCGGAGCACUCGCCCACUCAGCCUUGCGGCGGCAGGUUGCAUUCCCUGGCAGAGCUUACCGGAGCAUCGUGUCCAGCCAGAGCUGCUUCACCUCCUGCGACCUGCAGCACAAAGGAGACCCAGCCUCAGCCCCGCUGCCCCUCCUCCUGCUUGGGACAGAUGCGGCCCCAAACAGCUCUCGCCCCCGUGGGCAGAGUCCCCGGGCCAGGGCCGAGCCACGUGGGGCAGGACAGGGGCUCGCGCAGGGCGCUGGGACCUGUCGCCCCCACUCACCCAAAGGUCACCACGCAGAGGUUGGUGGGCCAGACGAGGAUGAGGGUGCGGCUGCACUUGAGGCCAAAGACCUCCUCCUCCUCCUCCUCAGGCCUGGCUGCGGCUGCCUCCUCGCUGCACAGCACCCAGAGCUCGCUGAGCCGCACGCGGUGCUUCAGCCAGAAGAUGGAGCCGCACCUGCAGGGAGGCAGAGCAGGGCCUGGGGUGUGGGUGUGCAGCGUGGGGGCCACCCCAGCUGUCCCCCAGGAAGAGCCGUUUCCCAGGGCAGAGCCAUGGGGAGGGUGGCCCCGAGCCCCAGGCAGCAGCAAGGAGCCUCCUUUGCAGCCGCCACGCAGAGGCCGUUGGAGAAGUGGCUGCAGGGCAGUGAUGCCAGCAGCACCCUUGGUGAGGGCCUGCAGGGGAGGAGGACAAGAGCAGGAGCCUGUGCCCUUCUCCUGCCCCCUGCUCUCCUUCCAGAGCAGUGCUGGGCAUGCAGCGUUCCCGCGGGAGACCCUGGCCGAGGCGGUGCUGGGGAGGAAGGAGGGCUGUGGUGGCUCUUCUUACUUGAAGCUGGCGAUGGCGACCGCGUGGGGGAAGAGCAGGAGGUGCCUCUGGCGCGUGCGCUGGUGCCGCGUCACCUGCGCAGGGAGGGUGAGCAGGAGCUGGGGGCUCCCGCUGGAGACGAAGGUGCCGAGGGGCGGCGGGGGCCGGGAGGCUGCCCUGCGCCAGAGCCCGCAGCGGGCGCCAGGAGCCACGGGGCCAGGGGUCCCGGGGUGUGCCUGGGUGGCAGCAGCGCCGCGGGCGCCGCAGAUGUUGGCCUGCCCCAUGGCGCCGAGGCCGGGCAGACGGCUGCGGCAGCGCCAGGCACCGACCAGGCCUGCGUGAGGCUGGACGCGUGUCCCUGUGCCGGGCAGUGACCCCAGGCUGGGAGCCACCUCUGUCCGCACUGCCCCACGCCAGCGCAGUGCCGCACGGGGAGGGACACGCGCUGGUGGCCGUGGCCGGGUCACUGUGAUGCCACUGUGGCACAUUGUGAUGCGCUGGCCGGGACGGGUGGAGCCCUGGGGGCUGCAGGAGUGACAGGCCAUCUCCCGGCCUCUGUCUCCUCCGACGCUGGGGCAUUUCCAUGUCUGCAGUCUGGGACAUGGGAGGAACUGUGUUCAGAGUAUGUGCAGUAAAAUGAGUUCUGUAAAGUACAAAAAGAAAACCUCAACUAAAAACACACACCGGGUUUCUGUGUAGGCGCUGGGAUGCUGUGCCUGCUGCCUUUCUUGAAAGCCGUUCCUGAGAGGGCAUUUCCCCCACAGGUUUCCAAAUCACAGAAUCAGCAACUGGUUGAGGUUGGAAGGGACCUUUGGAGAUCAUCUAGUUCAACCCUCCUUCUCACUAACCUCCUUUCAGGUUUGGAAAGGAUGCCAUUAAGUCCCCUCCAGAGCCAACUCUCCUCCAGGCUUAGAUAAAGUGCUACAGCCCCCCGACCAUCGUGAUUACUGUCUGUUGGACUUGCUCCAGCUUAUCGACCUCUCAGGUUAACCAUGGGCAAGCAUGUUAUAGAGUUGGCCAUCAUCCAGUUUCAAUUGGCAUUAAAAGUCAGCUGAAAAACUGAAAACUGAAAAAUUUUCCAUACCCCAUAUUAUCCCCAGGCAAACGGUACUGUAGAACGUACAAACGGACUCUUAAAACGAACCCUGAGACCGCACAAUCCCGGAUGGGCGCGACGAAUAUCUGAUGCAGUAACUAAAGUCAAUGGACGAUGGGGAGUAAAUGGCUGCCCCAGACUCACUGCUUUUUGCCCUAAUCCUCCAUCCCUCUUACCCGGGACUAGGGAGAAUAAGAAACCGAGGAAUCCCUUGUAUUACCCGGGACAACCGGUUCUAGUGCACUUACCCACUGUGGGACAAAUACCUCUAGUACUAAAAGCUUCAAAAAAUCUGUAUGCAUGGGUAGCUACUGAUGCCCGUGGGAAAGAUCUUAGAAUCCAUACCAGGUGGAUCCUCCCUUCCUUUUAGGUCAAUUAAUCUGAAAGGAAGAGGGCACUGAGGAAGAAGACUUGUCUUAUGUCGAGCUUGAGUGUCCUCAACGAUACUACCUGUGGUAGUUAGAAUAGUUAUUUUUAUCAUUUUUUGUAAUUGUGUGCUGCGAUCAUAAUUAGCUUUAUUGUUGAAAACACAACAGCCAAGAAUGGCAUUCUUAACCUGUGUUGGAAAAAUACUUCUUGUCUUAAUGUGCUUAUAUGUGCUAUGGCAAACCUACCACCAGCAUACACUUCUGGGGCUUGGUAUUGUACCGGCCGAAUAGGUGAUGAGGCAACCACAUUCUUCAGCCCUCUGGGCAACAGAGAUGCAGCUUACUUUCAAUUCCCACCAGGGAUAAACGGGCCAUUUGCUCAGGGCAUUGGAGCUAAGAAAGGGCAUUAUUGGAUCUGUGGACACACAGCACACAAAUUUUUACCCGCGGGGUGGUUGAGAAUUUGUUAUAUAGGGAUUAUCAGACCUUUGUUUUUCCUUUUACCAGAAACAAGCGGACCUCGGUUAGGCAUAAAGGUACAUGAUAACCUUGGAGACAGAAGUGUUGCCUGUAAGACGGGAUCCAUUAAAGUAAAUUUGGGUGGGACACAAAAAGUGGGGAAAUAAUGAGUGGCCUCCUGAACGAAUAAUUCAACAUUACGGGCCUGCAACCUGGAAUAAUCAGACUACAAGCAGCUCUAGAAAUUAUUACCAACAAAACCGCUGACGCAAUAGAUCUUUUAACUCGGCAAUCCCAACAGAUGCGCACGGCAAUCCUUCAGCACCACAUGGUUUUUAGAUUACCUGUUAGCUGAAGAGGGAGAAGUGUGUGGGAAAUUAAAUAUUCCUAACGGUUGUUUGGAAAUAGAUGAUGUAAGCGAAGUAGUUCUCCAGUUAACCAAAGAUAUCAGAAAAAUAGCCCACGUCCCUGUCCAAACCUGGAACGGCUGGAGUGGCGAUUUGUAGUCCUGGUUAUUGGGGGCACCGUGGGUGAAACAGUUAAUAUUGUAUUUGUUAGGUGCAGUUGCCGCCUUAAUGUUCUUGUAUCAUUCCUUGCUUUGUUCAAUUAAUCUGACAUGUUCUGUCAAAUAUGCAAUUUGUUCCUACCACCUUGCCCGACGGCAUAAAGAAAAUCCGUGCCAUCCAUUGGCCAUGGCCAACCACAGUACCCAUCAUUUCCCAGUUUCUCCUGAAGGAGGAAAUUGCAUAUUGACAUCCACAGCGCAUUUGCCAGCUGUUUUAUGCCUAUUGUAACGAUACUACCUCCUUAACUCAGUUUUGAUGUCUGUUUUGUAAAGUUAAAUGUUGUUGAAGUUGUUAAGGAAUAAGCUUGCAUUGAGCAAGACCUCUGUUUUUUACCCAAACCUAUGUUAUUCCCGCGACUUCCCCCCUGUCCCUAAUUCUCUCUCCCUUCCUUCCUUCCUUGCUUGCUUGCUUUCCCUCUCUCUCUCUCUCUCUCUCUCUCUCUCUCCUGCUGCCAAGCUGCAAUGUCAAGACACAGGGUGGUGUAGAGAACCAGUUCUCUACAUGCAGUUUUGUCUCGACAUUGCUGCUGCUGCUGCAAAGCCGCUGCUGCCAAGGCGCAUCGGGCAAUGCCGCGCCGGGGCCCCCGGGAGCCGUCCGCGAGGUAAACAACCUCGUGCACCUGCACGAGGUAAAAAGGGCGCAAAAAGGGCAGAAGGUCAUCUCUAGGGCACGGACUGCACGUACUCAUUUGCCAUCUGCACAUGAGCAGGAGACCCCCAGAUGCCCCAGCCCGUUUCUGGAAGGUUCCGAGAGGGCGGACUGCGCAUGACAGUUAAUCUGCAUGGGAAGCGAGGAAGCACCGCCCAGAGGUGGGGCAAGAACCUAUAAAAACUGCAGACUGGGUGAAUGGGGGGGUGGGGGGCUUGCUUGCGACGACUGAAGAACUCGAGCGGAGUCAGCGGAACCAGAUGGGAGCUUCCCGCCUCUGCCCCCCACCCCCGCCGCCGCCGCGACUCCCAAGAGAAGAGGACCAACGGGACGCCGCUGGAUCCACGGGUGGUGAUAUCUGUCUUUCCCUCUCUCUCUCUCUCUCUCUCUCUCUCUCUCUGUCUUCCCCUUUUCCUCUCUUUUUCCUAAACGUGUGACGCGAGACGUGUCUAGUUAGUUGAUUCCAUUUUGCCUUAAUAAAUCUUAAAAGUGGU
Dromaius novaehollandiae (emu) is the source of this 10520-nucleotide messenger RNA. Its product is annotated as PIN2/TERF1-interacting telomerase inhibitor 1-like. Bases 59 to 322 code for a protein of 87 amino acids. The record is from RefSeq and is a predicted model, not a curated record. Gene Ontology annotation, cellular component: nucleolus. Gene Ontology annotation, molecular function: nucleic acid binding; telomerase inhibitor activity. NCBI's taxonomy places the organism in Eukaryota, Metazoa, Chordata, Aves, Casuariiformes, Dromaiidae. The transcript has 5 exons.